Messenger RNA from Coccidioides posadasii C735 delta SOWgp, 2217 nucleotides. Lineage: Eukaryota; Fungi; Ascomycota; Eurotiomycetes; Onygenales; Onygenaceae. The record is from RefSeq and is a predicted model, not a curated record.
UGAAUUGUGUUAUCUCCACCUUACCGAAACUCAAGGACAGCGGCAGGAAGUCAUUAACGCACAGGCACAGCACCCCGCCAAUAUCUACAUCUGCCAGGCAAAUGGCUGGUGAUCUGGCCCACGAUCUCUUGUGUGUGCCUCUUAUUUCUCCUCGUGAUUCAAAUGCCUGAGACGAACUCGAAGCCAGUACCCAGGAAAAGCGCUUUUUCCUGCGAAGCAUGUCGGAAACGCAAGGUGAAAUGUAACGGCGCCAGUCCAUCAUGCUCCCGAUGUGCUGCUCGCGGGGAGACCUGCGUCUAUAGCCUAACACCUACACUAUCGUACACAAAAUCCCUCGAAGCUCGGAUUGCUGAAUUAGAGGCGGAGCUAGACCUUGUACGAAGCGAAAACAAAGAUCAAAAGAGUUCCGACCAGAAGCCCAAGGUCGAGGAGGUCGAGACGAAAGUGCCUCUAGAAAGAUUCGCCAGGCAUUCAAACGGGUCACAAGAUGGGGGAGACACACUGGACUUGGCCCGGGAUAUCGAAGGGUUGAAAAUGGAGGACGAUGGGCGCAUCUCUUUCCACGGACCCACCAGCUUAUUUCAGUUGCCCAGCGGGAUUCCUCAGGAAGAUCUAAAUCCCGUUAAAUCAACGCAGGAGCUAGACGGCCGGAAAGAGAGGCUCAUAAACAACGCGUGGAGAGAGCGAGCGUUUGAACAGCUUGCAACUAUCCCUAGCGAGCCGAAAAUCAGUCGACUCCUGGAUCCAUAUGACGGCGGUACUCAGUUCUUCAAUAGAGCAGUAGAUGGAUUAUACGAGAGCCUUAAGCAAGGGAACGGACAAAUACCAAUCGUGCAGUCCUUACUUUUACUGAGUGCACAGGAAUGUGGCCGUGGAAACAGGACUCAAGCGUGGCUCUAUAGCGGGAUGGCGUUCCGUUUAGUGGAAGACCUGGGUAUCACAAUUGAUAGCCGGAAAUAUUCAGGCUCCGUGCAAUUCUCGGAUGAAGAUGUUGAGAUCCGGAAUCGGCUUUUUUGGAGCUGUUAUUUCUGGGAUAAACUGGUUUCGUUGUAUUUUGGCCGAUCUCCUAUUAUUCAAGAUACGCCAGUCAGCCCGCCCCAGAUUCUUCUGGACGACACUGCCGAAAUAGAAAUAUGGACACCGCACGGGGUCGUAUUUCCAGAGGGUACACAUUACCCGCCAACACAGGCUCAUUCGACAUCCUGCUUUAUGAGAAUGUGCUCGCUUUCCGAAAUUUUGAACCAGAUUAUAAUACACAUAUACGACCCAGUCCGGCAAAGCACAGAAACCCAGAUCCUCAACUGUGUGCAUGAACAAGGCGAGAACCUCGAAAAAUGGUGGACCGAGUUACCUAGUUUCCUGAAGCUCAUCGUUAACGAUCUACCCGCAUACUGUCCCCCGAGCCAUAUUGUCACAUUAAAUUGCAUAUAUCACAUCACCAACAUCCUCCUCCAUCGACCCAUGCUCUGUUCGAAGCCUUUCAGAAGCUUGGAAAAUGCUGCAGACAAUGCAAAGCACCUGGUCCAAUGUCUCUCUUCCGCGACUUCCAUUAUCUCUCUCUACGACCUUUACAGACGAACUUUCGGAGAUUCUCAUGUUGUUCUCUCCCUCGCAUACAGCCUGUACACAGCAUCCUCGAUAUUUUUGCUCGAGAUACAGGCGCUGAAGUAUGCCUCUGCUUCGACACUAGAGAAGCUUAGAUACUGUAUUGUCGCACUGGAACGUGUUAGAUCCGCAAACCCAGUUAUAAAUACUGCGCUUGGCCUGGUUGAAAAAGAGUUACAAAAACUACACAUUAACAUUCUUGCGCCGAUACAUCCCGAUCCCCAGCCCACGUCAUCUCGUCUACCUCCCCAGUCAUCCCAGGAUACUUCCCGUUCAGACCAUCAACAACCACAGCAUCAACAGCCCACCCUUCAGUCUCCAUCUAACUAUACACUUCCUCCCCACGGGGCAUUCAGCAUCACGCCACCACCUUUCACAGAACAAAACUCGGACACCUCUUUUACAAUGGAUCCUUCUCUACUAAACCCGUCGGAAUUAUCUCAAGAGCAUAUGUACGAUAUAGCGCCAGAACUUUUCGAAGCUUUCUCGUACGUGGAACCUAUGCCAACGAAUGUUGGCCAAGGUGGAUUCGAUACCGGGUGGCCGUCUUCCGGAAGCUAAUCCGAACAAAGGGGCAAUGAAAUCAAGGCUGUAUAUAUCACACAUGUACCU